Eruca vesicaria subsp. sativa (arugula) is the source of this 2309-nucleotide messenger RNA. The record is from the annotation of a GenBank genome assembly. Lineage: Eukaryota; Viridiplantae; Streptophyta; Magnoliopsida; Brassicales; Brassicaceae.
AUAUCGAAUAAGGAAAUCUCACAGGUGAGUGAGAACACCUUAUCGGAGAUAAGAGAGUUUGACACAAACUGAGAAAAGUCUUAUCCUCCUUCCUCCUCGCCGCGAUCGCCAUGGAUUUAUCUCUCCUCCGUCCGGUGGCGACGCAGCCACUUCUAUCGUCAUUCUCGAAUCCAUUUCCUCGAUCACGCCCCUACAAGCCUCUCAGGCUCCGCUGUUCAGUAUCCGGUGGAUCUGUCGUCGGCUCCUCUACAAUCGAAGGCGGAGGUAAAACCGUUACGGCGGAUUGCGUGAUCGUCGGUGGAGGAAUCAGCGGUCUGUGCAUUGCUCAAGCGCUCGUGACGAAGCACCCGGACGCAGCGAAGAAUGUGAUAGUGACGGAGGCGAAGGAUCGUGUGGGAGGGAAUAUCAUUACGCGAGAGGAGCAAGGCUUUCUAUGGGAAGAAGGUCCCAAUAGCUUCCAGCCGUCUGAUCCUAUGCUCACUAUGGUGGUAGAUAGUGGUUUGAAGGAUGAUCUAGUCUUGGGGGAUCCUACUGCUCCGAGGUUUGUGUUGUGGAAUGGGAAGCUGAGGCCGGUUCCGUCAAAGCUAACCGACUUGCCCUUCUUUGACUUGAUGAGCAUUGGAGGGAAGAUUAGAGCUGGAUUUGGUGCCAUUGGGCUUCGACCUUCACCUCCGGGUCGUGAGGAAUCUGUAGAAGAGUUUGUAAGGCGUAACCUUGGUGAUGAGGUUUUUGAACGCUUAAUUGAACCUUUUUGCUCAGGUGUUUACGCGGGAGAUCCUGCGAAACUGAGUAUGAAGGCAGCUUUUGGGAAGGUUUGGAAGCUAGAGGAGAAUGGUGGAAGCAUCAUAGGUGGUGCUUUUAAGGCAAUUCAAGCGAGAAAUAAAGCUCCCAAGACAACCAGAGACCCGCGCCUGCCAAAGCCAAAGGGCCAAACUGUUGGUUCUUUCAGGAAAGGACUUACAAUGCUGCCAGAGGCAAUCUCUGCAAGGUUGGGUAACAAGGUGAAAGUUUCUUGGAAGCUCUCAAGUAUCACUAAGUUGACCAGCGGAGAAUAUAGCUUAACUUAUGAAACGCCGGAGGGGAUAGUCACUGUACAGAGCAAAAGUGUAGUGAUGACUGUGCCAUCUCAUGUUGCUAGUAGUCUCUUGCGCCCUCUUUCUGAUUCUGCAGCUGAAGCCCUCUCAAAACUCUACUAUCCACCAGUUGCGGCCGUAUCCAUCUCAUACCCGAAAGAAGCAAUCCGUAGCGAAUGCUUAAUAGAUGGUGAACUAAAAGGGUUCGGCCAGUUGCAUCCACGCACACAAAAAGUGGAAACUCUUGGAACAAUAUACAGUUCAUCGCUCUUUCCUAACCGAGCACCACCUGGAAGAGUGUUGCUGUUGAACUACAUCGGUGGAGCUACCAACACUGGGAUCUUAUCAAAGUCAGAAGGUGAGUUAGUGGAAGCAGUGGACAGAGACUUGAGGAAGAUGUUGAUAAAGCCAAACUCAACCGAUCCACUUGUACUUGGAGUAAAAGUAUGGCCUCAAGCCAUUCCUCAGUUCCUGAUAGGUCACAUUGAUUUGGUAGACGCAGCGAAAGCAUCUCUCUCGUCAUCUGGUCAUGAGGGCUUAUUCUUGGGUGGAAAUUACGUUGCCGGUGUUGCAUUGGGUCGGUGUGUGGAAGGUGCUUAUGAAACUGCAACCCAAGUGAAUGAUUUCAUGUCGAGGUACGCUUAUAAAUAAUGUAACGCAGCAACAGUUUGAUACUAAGUAGUUGAUUGCAGUUUUGACUUUAAGAAUACACUGUUUGUGAAAAAUACAAGUUUGUGAUUAAUUUAUAUGUAUUACUAUUAAGUUGUGGCCAAAAUAGCAAAAAAAAAGACACACAAAAGCAUGAAUGAAAGACAUAUUUGUAAAAUCUAGAAGAAAUCGAUCGUAACUCUUGAAUCUUGAGGAUCUUCGUGAAGAGGAGAGAUCUUGAUAGGGUCGAAUGUUGUGGGUCUUGGAGAUUUCUGUUGUGUGUAAUGGUGAGAAUAUGAAGAUGAUGAUGAUGUGGGGAAGAUGGAGGAGGAAGACGAAGUGGAGUCAAGGUUUGUAGGGUGGAGGAUCUGUGUGAGUAGAAGCACAAUUGAAGCCAUGGAUGACGAAUUGAAGAUGAUGAUCAACUUUGAGGAAGGUUCUUUGUCUUUUUAGGUUUUUAGUAUGGAGAUUUAAUUGCCCAAGUGAUGCAAAUAUGUCUCUCUUAUAUAUAGAGAGAAAAAGCGUAGGUCCCACUUUGAUAAUUUAACGACCAUGGUUUUGUUCUAGUAAAAUCCAACGGACGAGAGA